GCGGCUGCGAGGGAGGCAGGGCAGCGGCAGGAGCCUGGCGAGCUUGGCGAGCGAGCGCCGUGGGCAAUGUCGGGCGGGCGGAGGGCGAGCGGCGGGCCGGGCGGCGGGCGAGCGCUGGUGCUGGGCGCUGUGCUGCUGGGCCUGUGCUGGCGGGCGGCGGCGGAGCGGCUCCGCUACUCCAUGGCCGAGGAGCUGCCCAGAGGCUCGCUGGUGGGGCCGCUGGCCCGGGACCUGGGGCUCAGCGCCCACGAGCUGCCGGCGCGCAAGCUGCGCCUCAGCGCGGACAAGCAAUACUUCACGGUGAGCGAGGGGAACGGGAACCUGUACGUGAGCGAGAGGCUGGACCGGGAGGAGCUGUGCGGCGAGUCGUUGUCCUGCUCGGUCAGCUUCGAGGCGCUGGUGCACAACCCGCUCAACGUCUUCCAUGUCGAGGUGUCCAUUGAGGACGUGAAUGACAACGCCCCACGCUUCCUGCAAGACAAAUUCGAGAUGGAGAUCAACGAGUUGACUUCUCCCGGCGCCCGAUUUGCCGUGGGCGUGGCCGAGGACCCGGACGUGGGCAGGAACUCCCUGCAGGGCUACGAGCUGGAGACCAACGGGUACUUUGCGGUGGAGGUGAAGGAGAGCCAGGAUGGCAACAAGUUCGCAGAGCUGGUGCUGCACCGUGCGCUGGACCGAGAGAGCGAGCACAGUCUGCGUCUGAUGCUGACUGCGCUGGAUGGCGGUGACCCGCCCCGGAGCGGCACCGCCCAGCUCUGGAUCAACGUCACCGACGCGAACGACAACCCACCCGUGUUCGCGCAGGACCGGUACCGCGCCAGCCUGCGCGAGGACACGCCUCCGGGCUCGACGGUGCUGAACGUCUCCGCCUCCGAUGCUGACUCCGGAACCAACGCCCACAUCACCUACAGCUUCGGGAAAAUGCCGGCCAAGGUGCUUCAAAAAUUCAUGAUGGACGCGAAGAGCGGGACAAUCACACUGAAGGAGGGGCUGGACUUCGAGGACACGCGAGGCUACGCUCUGUUAGUGGAGGCAAAGGACGGUGGGGGUUUGGUGGCGCACUGCAAGGUGGAGGUGGAGGUGCUGGACGUAAAUGACAACGCGCCCGACAUCGAGAUCCUGUCGCUGUUGAGCCCCGUAUCUGAGGACGCACCAGUCGGCACCGUGGUGGCCCUGCUGAAAAUUCGGGAUCGAGACUCCGGCGAGAACGGUGAGGUGUCGUGCGAGCUGUCGGGAGAGGCGCCGCUGUCGCUCGUGGCGUCGUCGGGCGGCUCGUCCAAGGUGGUGACGGCGAGCGCGCUGGACCGCGAGCAGGCGUGCGAGCACCGCGUGACGGUGGUGGCCCGGGACCGGGGCAGCCCGUCGCUGUGGAGCAGCAGGGAGCUGGUGCUGGAGGUGUCGGACGUGAACGACAACGCGCCGGUGUUCGAGGAGGCGUCGUACAGCGCGUACGUGCGGGAGAACAACUUGGUGGGCGCGCUGGUGUUGCGCGUUGUCGCUCGGGACUCGGACGCGGGCGCGAACGGGCGCGUGAGCUACUGGCUGUCGGGCGGCAGCGCGGGCGCGGCGGGCGCGGCGCCGCUGGUGUCGGUGGAGGCGCGGAGCGGCGCGGUGUACGCGCAGCGCUCGUUGGACUACGAGCAGUGCCGCGAGUUCGCGGUGGCCGUGCGGGCGCAGGACGGCGGGUCGCCGGCGCGCAGCUCGACGGCCACGGUGCGCGUCUUCGUGCUCGACCAGAACGACAACGCGCCGCGGGUGCUCUACCCGCCGCCGGCAUCGGGAGCGGCGUCGCCGGGCUCGGCGGGUUCGGCCUUCGAGGUGGUGCCGCGUUCGGCGUCGGCCGGCUACCUGGUGGGCAAGGUGGUGGCGGUGGACGCGGACGCGGGGCGCAACGCGUGGCUGUCGUACGAGCUGGUGCAGGCGUCGGAGCCGGCGCUGUUCCGCGUGGGGCUGCAGAGCGGCGAGGUGCGCACGGCGCGGGCCGUGUCGGAGAGGGACGCGGCCAAGCAGCGCCUGGUGGCCGUGGUGAAGGACCACGGCGAGCCGGCGCUGUCGGCCACGGCCACGCUGCACGUGGUGCUGGCCGAGAGCUUGCAGGAGGCGCUGCCGGAGCUGAGCGAGCGGGCGGCGGGCGCCGAGGCGGCGGGCGAGCUGCAGUUCUGGCUGGUGCUGGCGCUGGCGCUGCUGUCGGCGCUCUUGGUGCUGAGCGUGGCGCUGUUGGUGCUGGCGCGGCUGCGGCGGGCCGGGCCGCCCGCCGUGCUGCGCUGCCUGGGCGCGCAGCGCUUGUCGCUGGCCGGCGCCGCCUUCCCGGCCGACUUCUGCGAGGGCACCUUGCCCUACUCCUACAACCUGUGCGUGGCGGCUCCGCCCCGCGCCGCCGCCGCCGAGGCCGCUUGGCCGCCGCCGCCGCUGCCCAUCGUGCCCGCGGAGGAGCUUGUGGCCGGGGAGCCCUGCGAGAAGCCGAGUCCGAGCAGCAGCGCCGUCCUGGGAGAGCCGCCCGCCGAACCCGACGCACUCCAGCUUCCCGUGCUCAAGGCAGGGCGGGCAUGUCUCGUUGGCGCUCGGUGCGUGCAGUGCCGGGAGGAGGCUGCGGGCGCCGCUGUUGACCGAGAGGAGCGAGAGGAAGGUGGAGCGCUGCAGCCCCGCCCGCUGCGGCCCGGCUCGAUCGCUGGAUCGCUGGAUUCCCGAGUCGGGAAGUGGUCUGUUUCCGAUCGUCCCUGCAGUGCGGAGCCGUGAUACAGCGAGGCGGAAAGGUCGGCGACAGCAGCUGAGAGCAGGAAGUCGUAGCCGGAGCGGGAGCCGGAGCGGGGAUCGGCGGCGGGGAUCUGCCGGCGGUGUUGCGGUGCCGGCGGUGCGGCGGCGGAGAUGUGCGCGGCGGGGAGGCGCUGGGGCCGGCGGCAGCGAGUGCUGCUCUGGGGCGUCCUGCUGGCGGCCUGGGAGGCGGCGUGGGGGCAGCUGCGCUACUCGGUGCCCGAGGAGAUGCCCAAGGGCUCGUUCGUGGGCGACGUGGCCAACGACCUGGGGCUGCAAAUGCCGGAGCUCCGAGACCACGGCAUCCGCCUCUUGGACAAAGGUAGGACGCAGUAUUUUGCCCUGCACGGGAAGACGGGACAUUUAGUGACGGCCGAGAGGAUCGACAGAGAGCAGCUGUGCCGGCUGGUGGAGCGAUGCGUGCUGCGCUGUGAGCUGAUAGUGGAGGGGGAAAUGAAGGUUUACGGAAUCGAAGUGGAAAUCAUGGACAUUAAUGACAACGCCCCGAGCUUCAAGGAUAUUGAGUUGGAACAGAGAAUAAGCGAAACGACAGCCCCGGGGUCGCGGUUUCCACUUCCCAGGGCUCACGACCCAGACUCUGCACGGAAUUCCCUGCAGAACUACGAGCUGAGCGGUGACGAGCACUUCUCGCUGGCCGUGCAGACGGGCCCCGGCGGGGAUCAGCGUCCCGAGCUGGUGCUGGCGAAGGCGCUGGACCGGGAGGAGGCGGCGUUUCACGAGCUGGUGCUGAGGGCGAGCGACGGCGGCGAGCCGUCCCGGACGGGCACGGCGCGGAUCCGCGUGACGGUGCUGGACGCGAACGACAACGCGCCCGUGUUCAGCCAGGCGGAGUACACGGUGCGUGUGCCGGAGGACGUGCCCGUGGGCUCCGUGCUCGUCACCGUCACGGCCACCGAUGCAGACGAGGGUCUGAACGGGCACGUGAAAUACAGUUUCAACAAAAUUUCAGACCGAGAGUCAGAACUUUUUCACCUGGACUCUGAGUCUGGAAAAAUAACCAUUAAAGGCUAUUUGGACUUCGAAGAAAUAUCCUUACAUGAACUGGAGGUUCAGGUACGGGAUGGCGGUGACCUUUCCGACACAACAAAAGUCGAGAUCACCGUGACAGAUGUGAAUGACAACGCGCCCGAACUGACAAUAUCCUCAGCGGUGCGCGAGAUCUCGGAGGACGCUCCAUCGGGGACGGUGGUGGCCCUGCUGCACGUGCACGACCGAGACUCGGGGGCCAACGGCGAGGUGCGCUGCUCCCUCGACGGAGGCAUCCCUUUCCGUCUGGAGAAGUCAUAUGAGGACUACUACCGCGUGGUGACAGCGAGAGAGCUGGACCGGGAGCAGGAGUGGGAGUACAACGUGACGGUGCGGGCGGCCGACGGCGGUGGUCCGUCGCUGCAGAGCAGCAGGGUGCUGUGUCUGCGGGUGCUGGACGUGAACGACAACGCGCCGGUGUUCUUGCAGGAGCGCUACAGCGCUCGGCUGCGGGAGAACAACGUGGCGGGCGCGCUGGUGCUGCGGGUGCGGGCGACGGACUCGGACUGGGGGGAGAACGCGCGCGUGCGGUACCGGCUGGGGGAGGGCGGUGUGCGGGGCUCGGCGCUGUCGUCGUACGUGUCGGUGCAGGCGGAGACGGGCGCGCUGUACGCGCUGCGCUCGUUCGAUUACGAGCAGGUGCGCGAGGUGGGGCUGUGGGUUUGGGCGGAGGACGGCGGCUCGCCGGCGCUGAGCAGCAACGUGUCGGUGCGGCUGGUGAUCGUGGACGAGAACGACAACGCGCCGCAGGUGCUGUACCCGCCGGCGGCGGCGGCGGCGGCGUCGGGCUCGGGCCGGGCGGGCGUGGAGCUGGCGGCGCGGUCGAGCGAGGCCGGCGCGCUGGUGGCCAAGGUGGUGGCGGUGGACGCGGACGCGGGUCAGAACGCGUGGCUGUCGUACGAGCUGGCCAAGGCGACGGAGCCGGGGCUGUUCCGCGUGGGGCUGCACAGCGGCGAGGUGCGCACGGCGCGCUCGCCACUGGCCCGCGACGCGGCGCGCCAGAGCCUGGUGGUGCUGGUCAAGGACCACGGGCGGCCGGCGCUGUCGGCCACGGCCACGCUGAGCGUGGUGCUGGCCGACAGCGUGGCCGAGCUGCUGGCCGAGCUGGGCAGCGCGGCGCGGGCCGAGGCGGAGGCGGGGGCGGCCGAGGCGGGCGGCAGCCUGACGCGCUGGCUGGUGCUGGCCGUGGCCGCCGUGUCGUGCCUCUUCGUCGCCUUCCUGCUGCUGCUGCUGGCGCUGCGCCUGCGGCGCUGGCGGCGCUCGCAGCAGCAGCUGCUGGCGGCGGCCAGCGGCGCCUUGCGCGGCGUGCCGGCCACGCACUUCGUGGGCAUCGACGGCGUGCGCGCCUUCCUGCACUCCUACUCGCACGACGUGUCUCUCACGGACGACUCGCGCAAGAGCCACCUCCGCUUCUCGACCGACAGCUGCUGCCACACCCUGCCGGCCCGGCCGCCGCCCGACGAGCCCGCGCCGCUGCUCGCCAACCAGGAACCUGCCGGUGCCCAGCAGGCGGACCCCGCCCCUCUCCCGGUGAGUUCUUCUGACCAAACUUGCUCGGUCUUCUGUACAGAUGUGUUGCCUCACUAG
Chiroxiphia lanceolata (lance-tailed manakin) is the source of this 5385-nucleotide messenger RNA. RefSeq lists its product as uncharacterized. NCBI's taxonomy places the organism in Eukaryota, Metazoa, Chordata, Aves, Passeriformes, Pipridae. Gene Ontology annotation, biological process: homophilic cell-cell adhesion. Gene Ontology annotation, cellular component: plasma membrane. The record is from RefSeq and is a predicted model, not a curated record. Gene Ontology annotation, molecular function: calcium ion binding.